AUGAACAAAAACGGAACAGCUAAAAUGAAUGAUAAUCAAAUAAGAGCCGAAGGUAGAAGGUUAUUUAAACGCUUCUAUAACAUUCCUGAUGGUGUUAAUCCUAAAACUCGUAGAAGUUAUUUAAAUGAAGCCAUAGAUGCAUAUGAAGGAUUUGACAUUUCAUCAGAAAGUGAGAGGUUAGCAAGAAUGUUAAACGUUAAUAUUGAUUUUUAUUAUUGUGAUCCUCAACCAGAAGACGUGGACAUAAAUAAGGUAGACUUUCCAUUAGUGGAAUCAAUAAUGAUAGAUCCAGAAUUUGAAACAGUAAAUAUUUUAUUAACACAGAGUCCAUGUGGAAAACUUCACGCUGACAGAAUUACAGACGUUGAAGCACUCACAGGAUAUAAAGUUUGCCCCUUUUGCAAAGAAGAAGUAUAUUCUAUCCGUGAUGAUCCAGAAAGGAAAAACCAAAGAAGAUUUUUAAAACAUUGUGAGAAAUGUAAAGAAAAUAAUGGAAGAUUAAUUCAAGACGUUCAAUUGCAAAACACAACAACCAUAUGCACCACAUAUCACGAAACAGAAGAUAUAUCAAUGGCUAUUAGCACAUAA
Molecule: messenger RNA, 588 nt
Organism: Trichomonas vaginalis G3
Lineage: Eukaryota; Parabasalia; Trichomonadida; Trichomonadidae
Exons: 1
Coding region: 1-588 (195 amino acids)
Source: RefSeq, a predicted model, not a curated record